Molecule: messenger RNA, 1162 nt
Organism: Aegilops tauschii subsp. strangulata
Lineage: Eukaryota; Viridiplantae; Streptophyta; Magnoliopsida; Poales; Poaceae
Source: RefSeq, a predicted model, not a curated record
UGUGCAUACUAGUAGUAGCUUGCCACUUCCUUUCUAUCCUGCAUUUCUCCUCCUGCACAGCCAGAGACCAGACAGGCACAGACCCCCCCGCUCUACGAGUGCUCACGGUACCAGUAAGAAGGACAGGAGCAGGGAGGAGGGGAGAUCGAUGGCGAGCAGCGUGGGGGGAGAUGCCGGGGAAGGGGAGUGGCUCAAGGUCGCCGAGCUGAGGGCCAUGGCGGGAGCCCAGGACCCGCAUGUCAAGGAGGUGGACAACCUGACGCUCCGGAGGUUCCUGCGCGCGCGCGGCCACGACGUGGGCAAGGCCUCGGCGAUGCUGCUCAAGUUCGUGGCAUGGAGGCGGGAGGCCGUGCCGGGGGGCGUCGGCGCCGUCAUGCCGGCGGAGCUGGUGCGGGCGGAGCCGUCGCGAGAGUUGGCCUCCAUGGGCGGCGUCGACCGCGCGGGCCGCCCCGUCCUGCUCGCCUUCCCGGCCAAGCACUUCUCCGCCAACCGGGACAUGGCCGGCUUCAAGCGGCUUGUUGUGUACCUGCUGGACAGUGUCUGCGCGAGGAUCCCACGGGGGCAGGACAAGUUCAUCGUCGUCGUGGACCUCAAGGGCUGGGGGUACGCCAACUGCGACGUGCGCGCGUACGUGGCGGCCAUCGAGAUCAUGCAGAGCUACUACCCGGAGCGGCUGGGCAAGGCGCUCAUGGUGCACGUGCCCUACAUCUUCAUGAAGGCCUGGAAGAUGGUCUACCCCUUCAUCGACGCCAACACCAGGGACAAGUUCGUGUUCGUGGACAACAAGAGCCUGGAGGGGGCGCUGCGGCGGGAGAUGGAUGAGAGCCAGGUGCCGGAGAUGUACGGCGGGAAGCUGCCCAUUGCCCCCCUCACCGACGACUAGGUAGCUACGACGUAUGAUCGGUCGAUGUAUGUAGCAUCGAAACCGAAACAAACGGGACAGGGUCUCUUGUAUGUAGAUGUAAUUGGGGGAGAGAGCUCGCAGUGUCACCGUCUGUAUGGUAAGGUAUUUUUCUGACAGAAAGCAUUCCUGCAUUCAGCGGUGUGAUAUGGCAAGGGGGAUUAAUGGUAUUUAAACACGACAGAAUUUGGACGCGAGUCCCGUUCCUAGGAUAUUGGUAGUAGUAUUAUUUUAAGAAAACAUUCAAUUUACUCUAUUACU